Molecule: messenger RNA, 2706 nt
Organism: Oryzias melastigma (Indian medaka)
Lineage: Eukaryota; Metazoa; Chordata; Actinopteri; Beloniformes; Adrianichthyidae
Gene: agfg1a
Product: ArfGAP with FG repeats 1a
Exons: 14
Coding region: 232-2007 (591 amino acids)
Molecular function (GO): GTPase activator activity
Source: RefSeq, a predicted model, not a curated record
UUGGGUGAAACAGGAAGUAGAAGAUGCGUCAUCUUGCUCCUCCUGUUCCAUCCCUCGAAUCUUUCCUUUCGAGGCGACGUGAGGCCGCCCAGACUGCAUAUCCAACCACCCAUCCCCUCUCAGUGGUUCGUGCAAGUCGGGAACCGUUAAAAAGCGUAUCCCUUUGUCUUAGUUGGGUCUGACCUUUUGACUCCUGCUGGUUUUAUUUCAUCGCGCCGUAGACUCUUGACCAUGGCGGCGAGCGCGAAACGAAAACAAGAGGAGAAACACCUGAAGAUGCUGAGAGAAAUGACGAGUUUGCCCCCCAAUAGAAAGUGCUUUGACUGCGAUCAGCGCGGCCCAACCUAUGCCAACAUGACCGUGGGCUCCUUCGUGUGCACCUCCUGCUCUGGCAUCUUACGAGGACUGAACCCACCACACAGAGUCAAGUCCAUCUCCAUGACGACCUUCACGCAACAGGAAAUUGAAUUUCUUCAAAAACACGGAAAUGAGGUAUGUAAACAAAUCUGGCUCGGCCUUUAUGACGACAGAACCUCUUCAGUACCGGAUUUCAGGGAACCACAGAAGGUCAAAGAGUUCCUUCAAGAAAAAUACGAGAAGAAAAGAUGGUAUGUACCUCCUGAGCAAGCCAAGGUAGUGGCGUCCGUCCAUGCUUCCAUCUCUGGGUCAUCGAACAGCAGCACCAGCAGCACCCCUGAGGUCCGGCCGCUCAAAUCCUUGUUGGGGGAGGCUGCUCCAGCUCUGCACCUCAACAAGAACACCCCACCGAACCAGUCUCCAGUGGUGAACCGUGCACACACGCAUCAGCAGCAGCAGUUCCACGAGAAGAAGUUUGACCUCCUCAGUGACUUGGGUGGAGACAUCUUCGCCGCCCCGCCCAACGCAGCCGCCACCUCCGGCUUUGCUAACUUUGCACACUUCAACAGCACUACAACGCCGCAGAGCUCCAAAGCAGACGCAGACUUUGCUCAGUUUGAUGCUUUCGGGAGCUCUUCUGGGUCCACGGGAGGUUUCCCCCAAGCAGCCCAGGCUCCAUUUCAGCCCCCAAAGCCAGGUAGUGCCUCUGCUGGACUAGCAAAUGCUAAUUUUGCUCAUUUUGACAACUUCCCCAAAUCGUGUAGUGCUGACUUUGGACCCUUCAGUUCCUCCUCCCAGAGUAACUCCACAGGAGCUGCCAAAGACGCCGCUCUGAGUAAUGGCGCUCAUGCUGAUAAGUACGCAGCUCUGGCUGACCUGGAUAACAGAUUUAGCUCUGGCAAAACAGAGCAAGGGGCUGGUAUUCCUGGAGGCGUGAGCUCCGCCGCGGCGGCAGCAGGUUUACCUCCAAAGCUGCCAGCCGGUUCCAUGGGAGGAGACCGCUAUGCGGCGCUAGCUGAGCUGGACACCGUCUUCAGCUCCCCUGCUCCUGCCACCAGUGUCUACAACACGUCCAGCACCUCACAAGGGAGUGUUUUUGGCUCUGAAACAGGAGCAUCAACAGCACAACAGAGCAUGCCUGUCAUGCCUCAAAGCUUUGGAGCACAGUCAACCAAUCCUUUUGUAGCUGCUGGUGUCGCCCCGCCAGCAGCAGCAGCAGCAGCCGCCGCCGCCGCCGCAGCUCCCACCAACCCGUUCCAGUGUAACGGCAGAGUGGCGCAUGUUGCAGCUGCAGCAGGCCUGAUGGGGGUUCUUCAGUGGCAGGGGUACACUCCAUCUUUUGCAUCCUUCGGCACAGGCUCCAUGAGCAUGCCCGCUGGAUUUGGGAAUGCCGCGGCGUUCAACCUCCCAACCAGUUUCAGUGGAACAUUCCAGCCCCCCUUUCCUGGCCAGGCUCCUUUCCCACAGCCUCCGGCGUAUCCCCAGCAACCCAACGGUGGAGGUUUCCCAGCCUUUGUUCAGGCUAAACCGAUGGUGACUCCUUUUGGACAGCCGAUGCCCGGACCUGGAGUCCCUAACAAUCCUUUUCUGGGCGUGGCUCCACCUGCACAGUACCCAGCUGGGGGCUCCUCCACCAACCCCUUCUUAUAGCGCUCCAUCCUGUCCUCUGCAGGGUCAACCACUGGCGCUUGCACCUCUUGCACUGUUUUUUGUUUCACCAGUAGCUUUAAAAAACACAACGUUUGUAAGAGUUUGUAUUUUCUAUGGCAGAGUGUCACAAAUGUGGCUGCAAAAACGAGCUGGUGGCGCGUUUGACGGUGGAGGUUGAUCCUCUCGUCCCUGAUGUACCUGUGAAACUGGCCUGCUCUCUACUGAGCCACCACCUAUAAUCGAACUGGCUGAAAAAAAAAAAGAAUUAACUUAUUGCAUACAGUAUAUCCUCUUCAUUAUGCUGCAGUUCUGUAUGUGUUCCUUUUAGAGACGAUCUCUUUGUGCAUAUCAGUAUUUGUAAGACAUCCAGGGUUUGUUGCUGGGGUUACUGCCGGUCACUGCAUUUGUAAACAACCAAACAAAAAUUGUUUAAUUGAAAAGCAGAAGCUUUUUUUUUUUUUUUUUUUUUUUGUGAAAAUAUGAAAUCCGUGAAUGCUGCAUCAGAGAUGUGGGCGUGGCGUUCGUCCUCUUCCCCCUUCGCUGAGCUGAUGGAGACCCGCGUUCCUGAAUGACCCUUGACCCCAACCUGGGAACAGGAGCGCUUAUAGACUGAACGUCAUUUUCAAUGGAUAUGAAAGAAUUUUAAGUUAAUUUGUAAAUAUAUAUAAAUAUAUAUAUUAAAAUGAAUUUUAAAUAAAA